AUGCAAGAAAAAUGCAACUAUAAAAUAUUCACCAAUGGUUAUGAAAUUGUACACAGGUCCGACUGUCUAAAUGCGAAUUCUAUAUCGUUGGUAUCAGAUUCUCGAGUAAUUCGGUCCCACGUCAGUUAUCGUUCCAAACGUUGUGACCAGAUAUAUUCUGAUGGAUAUACCGAAGACGGUGUGUAUAGGAUAUGGCUGACUCACGGAUAUCGCUUCUUGUCGGUUUUCUGCGAUAUGCGCACUGUGGGUGCGUUUUCACAGAAACGGGGUUGGAUGGUUAUUCAGAAAAGGCUUAAUGGAGAAGUGAAUUUUGAUAGAGGAUGGGACGAUUAUGUGAACGGUUUUGGAUUCCCCAACAUGGAAUAUUGGAUUGGCUUGCAGAAUAUGGAACAGUUGCUGAUUCAAAAAAGAAUCAGAAAAGGAGAUGAGACAAAUUUAGGUUUAAGAAUAGACUUCACAGAUUGGGAUGGAGUUAGCGCGUUUUCAGAGACUGUAUACUUUUACAUGAACUCGGUAAUUGACGACUUUAAGGUAACACGGAUCGGAAGAGUACAAGGUACAGCGGAAUUGCGCAGGCCUUUGGCAUCUGUUGUUGGUUUUCGAUUUUCUACGCAUGAUCACAAUAACGACAUUCGGCGUGACAGCAAAUGCGUUAGAGAUCAAAGAGGCGGAUGGUGGUUUGGUAGUUGCUCGUAUAUGAAUAUGAAUGGGAUAUAUUCAAAACCAAAAGAAACAAUGUCGAAGUCUAAAAUAUUUGUCCGAUUUUGGAAACAGCUUAAUCCCAAUAACACUGCUCUGCGCUAUGUUUCUAUCAAGUUGCAGUAA
Styela clava is the source of this 825-nucleotide messenger RNA. The record is from RefSeq and is a predicted model, not a curated record. NCBI's taxonomy places the organism in Eukaryota, Metazoa, Chordata, Ascidiacea, Stolidobranchia, Styelidae.